AUGGCAGAUUCGUACUCAGCAUUUUUCUACGGAACGUUGAUGCACCCCAAGGUGUUGAUAGGUGUCAUACGCAACAAAGGAGAACAUCUUGAAGUAUGCCCUGCAGUUCUUCUGGAUCACACACGCCAUGAAGUAAAGGGUUGCGAAUAUCCAGGAGUUAUCCCGAUAAGCAAGGGCAUGAAGAUUUUGAACCGUUCCCUCACACGGGAGGAGGGAUCAGUACGAGGAACCUUGGUCAAAGGUUUAACGGCCCAAGAUAUAAAAUAUCUGGAUGAGUUUGAAUCUGACGAAUACGUGAGGAGAAAGGUGAAAGUCCACCCGUUGGGAUCGUUUACGAGAAUCUUUGAGAAGAUCGUCGAUGAAGAUUUCGUCCCGGAGCACCCACCGCCGCUACCAGAAAUAUCAAAACUCCAUGAGUCGAGCUUCGAAGCCGACACGUACAUAUACUGCGACGAGACCAAUCUCAACGAGGAGCUUUGGUCGUUCGAGGACUUUGUAAGAAAUAACGCAUGGAAAUGGUAUGGAGGAACGAGGUGA
This is a messenger RNA of Psilocybe cubensis, 537 nucleotides long. RefSeq lists its product as uncharacterized. The record is from RefSeq and is a predicted model, not a curated record. The transcript has 4 exons. NCBI's taxonomy places the organism in Eukaryota, Fungi, Basidiomycota, Agaricomycetes, Agaricales, Agrocybaceae. The coding region runs from base 1 to 537 and encodes 178 amino acids.